Tarenaya hassleriana is the source of this 1598-nucleotide messenger RNA. Its product is annotated as translation initiation factor IF-2. NCBI's taxonomy places the organism in Eukaryota, Viridiplantae, Streptophyta, Magnoliopsida, Brassicales, Cleomaceae. The transcript has 6 exons. The record is from RefSeq and is a predicted model, not a curated record. The coding region runs from base 372 to 1475 and encodes 367 amino acids.
UCCUAGUUUCUUAAAAGCCUGUGAUUUGGAUUUUUGUACAAACUCUGCCCUUUCAGCUGAUAUUCUUUCUUUUUGUUAAAAAUCAGAAAUGAAUCUGUCUUUUUCCCAAGAUUCAAAAACAGGGUUUCCCUUUUUUUAAUCUUUUUGCGAAAGCAAAGCAUCAAGGGGUAAAAAAGGGGUGUGCUUUACUUGAUCCAAUACAUCUUUAUGAUCCAAAACCAGAGCUUGCAUGCAAAGCAACAUUGCAAACCCAAAGGCAAAACCUUUUCUUCCUUCUCCUUCAAAACACAACCCUCAAGGCAAAACCCAGUUCCAGAACUGACCCAAAAAAACCCCCUCAAGUCUCCCCAAUUCAUAUUUCUUAGGACAUAAUGGACAGCUUGAUCAAGCAAACGAGGAAGAAAUCCACAGGUCCACAUGAGAAAACAGGGGAGGUAAGUGGCACAAGUAGAGAGAAGAAAAUCCCUCCGAGGAAGUCUGUUUCAUUCAAAGAAGGUGCAAACUGCAAAGAACAGAGCUUUCUUUACUUCGUGUUCCUUCCUUGCCCAGGACUCACCGAAUUCUCGGUAUUUGCAGAUAAGAAGUCCCCGAACUGGUUCCAGAGGCAGUUUUCGAGGCAGAUGAGCAAUGCCGGCGACCAUUAUGAUCCGGUCAGCGAUCUGGACCAUGCAGCUGCAGUUGCAGCCACAGCCUAUGCAAUAACCUGCCUUGAAGAAACUUGGACGCAGACUCGUGGUGGGUAUGAACUCGAAACGGCCUUGAGAAGACCCAGAAGCAGUAGAGAAGAUAUACUGCCAUUGCAAGAACCCAGGAGCUCGUCAAGAAGAUUGUCAGGGCAAUUCUCGUUUAGAGAAUCUGAGAGGAGAGAUGGAAAACCGCCGGAGCCCAAGUCUCCGGCGAGAAAAACGCGGGAGAAGUCGCCGUCGAUGAGAAAGUCCCGGACUUUCGCCGUAACCUUGGGAGGCUCUGGUGCCAAACAGACAGGAGAUUCAGCAGACAAAAUCAAGAGACCGGUUUCUCCGUUUGCAGAACCGGAUAUAAAACCACCGCCGACAAGAACACGAUCAGACCGUGGCGUUCCUCCGCCGCCGCCGCCGAGGGAGAUCGGAAAACAGAGUCCUUCACGAUCCGUACGAUCAGAUGAUUCCGCAGCUGAUGCAUGGGAAAAAGCAGAACUCGCUAAGAUCAAAGAAAGGUACGAGAAGCUAAGCAGAAAGAUCGAUUCAUGGGAAGCCAAAAAGCGAGAUAAAGCGCGAAGAAAGCUGGAGAAAACAGAGCAGAGGGAACUGGAUCAGAAGAGGAGGAGAGCGUUGGAGAGAUUCAGAGAAGACACCGAAUACAUCGAUCAGAUCGCAAGCGGAGCCAGAGCUCAGGCGGAGAAACAGAGGAAGAGCGAAGAGAAGAAGGUGAAGGAGAAGGCUGACGUCAUCCGAAGAACAGGGGAGCUUCCCGCCAAACCAUGUCUCUGUUUCUAAACACAACACAGAACACGUCAUCUGUAUAUAUACACACAUCAAAAUACUGUAUAUGUCUAUCCAGUUCAUGUAUCGGUGUAAUGUAUAUCUUGAAAACUGUUAACUACCAUUAAAAAAAACAAA